Messenger RNA from Sinocyclocheilus anshuiensis, 2705 nucleotides. RefSeq names its product DEP domain-containing protein 1B-like. NCBI's taxonomy places the organism in Eukaryota, Metazoa, Chordata, Actinopteri, Cypriniformes, Cyprinidae. The transcript has 12 exons. The record is from RefSeq and is a predicted model, not a curated record. Gene Ontology annotation, biological process: intracellular signal transduction. The coding region runs from base 335 to 1930 and encodes 531 amino acids.
UGUGAGGAAAAAAAGAAAUUGAGUUUUUAUAAUGAAACGAAAUAAAUUGUCAAUAUCUCUUGGUUUUCUUGUUUUCAUUACGUUUACACAAGUUUUCAACAGCGCACUUACACUACAUCUCCCAUACGGCACUUGGGCAACUCCCGGUAAAUGUGAUGCCCAUAUUUGGUAAAUCGGUAGCAUCACGUGACUGAUUUCGUGUGCCAAUCACAUUAUUGGCAGGAACGUGUCGCUUUUCAAAACUAAGACAAGUAACUGGCGUGGAGAUGUUCCACGGAGAUAAACACGGUAACCUAAAUGGAUAAAUAAGUUAAUAAAAAUUAAUAGGGCUGAAAUGGAUGGUAAAAUGAUUGGACCGGGACCUUAUAGGGCGACGAAAUUGUGGAAUGAGACCAUCAGGCUCUUCCGUGGUGGAAUGCCAGUCAGACGUCACUGGGCUCAUUUCAGGAGUUAUGACCACAGUUUCACAGGAGCCGAGGCUGUCGACUUCCUCUACGAGCUGCUCAGACGAAACCAGAACUUCGGACCGGAGGUGACGCGCUACCAAACACUCCAGCUACUUCGGAAAUUCUUCAAAAACCAUGUCAUCGAGGAUGUCAAAGGACGAUUUGGUAAAGACGACUUUGAGGACAGUGGACAUUUAUACAGAUUUCCCCCACAAUCACCUCUGAAGCCCGUUCCUGUGCGUCCACCUGUAAGAGAUCACAGCUCAGUACCCAGAAUCCCACGCUGGGAUGACUUUGAAGAGAUAUCAGUGCCGGAGAAGAUCCCAGUGAAGCCUCUUAUGAAUUCCGAGUCGUGGAACAAGAGGCACAGCAUCGCCAUCGGUGAGGUUCCUGAAUGCCGUUUAAUCCGGAGGAGAGAAUUAACCCCGAAACACGUGGACCAGAUAUGGAAGUCAAUGACACUAACACAUUUACAGACUGUUUUGGGUCUCCAGUCUCUGGACAGGGUUUUAGAUGCCAAACUUCUGAGCCCCAAGCACAUCGUUCACAAUGUUUUUGGUGUUAAUAAGCAGGGGAUUGUUGUGCUGAAGAACAAAGCAGAGGACUUGCCACAUUGGGUGUUAUCUGCAAUGAAAUGCCUGGCAAACUGGCCCAAUGGGAAUGACGCCAGGCAGCCCAUGUAUCCAGGGUUCGAGAGAGAUGUCUUCAGGACAGUGGCAGAACAUUUUCAGAGAUUGAAAGAGCCACUUUUGACUUUCCAUCUGUAUGAAAUAUUUGUCAGUAUUUUGGGGCUUCUGCAGUCGGUUGCGGUUGAAGCGCUGCAGGUCUGCUGUCUCCUGCUGCCUCCAGCCAACCGUCGUAAACUGCAGCUGUUAAUGCGUCUGAUGGCUAAAGUCUGUGCUAACCCCUGUCUCCCCGCUCUGAACGACACCAUAGGAGCUCGUACCCUGAUGGUCCAGACCUUCUCCCGGUGCAUUCUGGGAUCUGCGGAUGAGGUGGACUUGGACGAGCUGUUGGCCACCAAGCUGGUCACGUUUAUGAUUGAUAACCACGACAGUGUGCUGAAGGUGCCGUCCAACCUGCGAAAAUCUGUUGAGGAGCAUCUGUCUCACCUCAGAAGAGCCCAGAUAAAAUAUGCGGGUGCAGACACGGACACCGCCAUGGCGUCUCCACCUCACUCGUUCUGCAGACAGAUCAGCAGAGAGGAGUUUGAGCAGCAGAGGGUCUCUGGAUCUCAAGGAGCCAUGGUGGAACUACUGGAGAACAUCAUACAAGACAAGAACAUGUCCAUUAAAGACAAGAAGAAGAAGCUGAAGCAGUUCCAGAGAUCUCAUCCUGACGUCUACCGCAGACGCUUUCCCACCGCUGAAAGCGAGGCGGCGGUUUUCCCAGAGAGACCCCAGAGACUCAAACCUCAGCUGAUGUUCCUCACGCUGAAGAAACCCUUCCAGCCCUUCCAGAGGAGCUGGAGCUUUCGUGCUUGAGUCAGCGCUCAGAGUGCUCAGUCUGACACUAGGGCGACUGUGUUAGGAGCUGUUAUUGGUUUAGUUUGACCUCCAGCUGCAGGUGUCGUCUAACAGCUGGUAAGUUCUCAGUUCUGCUAAAUUAUGCUGUCACUGAUAAUCAGCCAGAGGAAAUAUGUGCCGCUCACCAGAAAAUGGCUUUUGAAAACUCCGAUUUUCGAUUUAGGUAGAUGUCAGUGUCACAGCAACCACUGAUGCACUAGAGGCUGCGCUAUAUUUCUGUCUGUCUUUUGUGUUUUUAUACUUCAGUGUUCUCUGUUUUCACUGGUUUGUAUGUGAUACUUUAAGUCCAUGUUUCUUUGGUUCUUUUGUUUUGUUCUUUCUUUGUAUUUGAUUUGGUAUUAAAGUAGUUCUAUUUUGUCCUGUUUGAUCACGUCACGUAGCACUAAAGAAAACCUUCACAUUUUAUCACUUGACUAUUUAUAACUGAUUGUGAUCGACUCUGUCAUGGUACUGUAAGUAUAUCGUUCAAAAGAUACUGUUUCAAUCUUCACUGGUGUUUUCUGUAAACUGGAUUCAGCUGGCAGCUUUUACAUGUCUUUGUGCGUUUUUAAAGUAAUGGAUUGUAAUUUUAAUACAAUGCUGGAUCGAAUUCAGUGUCAGUGUCAUUCAGUAGGACUUUUUCAAAGUUGUGUCCCCAGUGUUUUGAUUUUGUACAAAUUAUGGAGUUAUUGUUACUGAUUUGGACGUCUACACUGUGAUCACAAAUAUGGAAUUGGAAAAAAUAAAUCGAUAU